UUUCAAGUGUCCUCUGCGGUCGAGGGUGUUUAUGUAAACAUAUCUAGGAACGAACCAUGGUAUGCGGUAUGUUUAUAUCUUAUUAUAUUUUCUAGCGCCGAUACCCGGCUGCUAUCAAUGAGAUGUUUAUGUAAACAUAUAUCUAGGAACCGUGGGAUUGUUUUAUAGAUAAAAAUUUAUUUUCAAGCGCCGAUACCCGGCUGCUGUCAAUGAUCGAUUGAGAAGAGGCGAUAUACAGAUCUAGGAACCGUGGGAUUGUUUUAUAGAUAAAAAUUUAUUUUCGAGCGCCGAUACCCGUCUGCAGGGUGGAAAGAGACGGAGAUAUGGUACCGAUAUCAUAUAAUCAAACGGAAAAAAAGGUUUAGCAUCACAGUUGGUUGCGAGUGCUCCAGAAAAGAGUGUUCUGAAAAUCAUCAGUGUGAAAAGUUCUGUGCAACAACAUGGAGCAAAGUGAACUCGACCUGUUGGAGGAAGCCAACAAUGUCACCUCCUUAGACGAAUAUUUCGCGUGGGUGCAACGAUGUGACAAGUAUAUUGAACAAUCGGAAGGACAAAGUCGUGCUAAGCGUCCGCGGCUAUCUAUCGGCAAUAGACAAUCGUUAGUGGCUCGAAUCGCGCGGCUUGAGGGAGUGAAGAAGCGCUUGGAAAGGCGCUUUAUACAUUUUGGUGGUGAUUACGCCGAACAGCCUUCCAGCGUGAAACUCUCUUGGCGAGAGAUUGAGACUGCGUUUGAAAACCGUGUACUAACCGGCGCGGUGAUUAAUGAAGACUACAUCGACCCGCGACAAUUCCUGGAAGCUGCUCGUGAUGUAGUGCUAGAGCAUGUGCGGAACGCUAUUGACAGAUACAACAGUGUAAAAGUGAACACCGUGUUCAACGGAAAGUUCGUGGCGGGUGAGAAGAUCACCAAUAAGAGUAUAAACACGAAAAAUCAUGGCCUCUUCUCUACGUCUGAUCUGCAAGAAUGGUACGAGCAAUACGUGAUCGAGCCCACCCUGGCGUUUCUCGAGGAGUUCCAGGAGCGCGAUAGCGGGUGGGCAUUGUCGCGUAUAUUGAACUUGGUUAUCAACAUCAACAAGCACAAUCCCUUGCACGCGGGGUGUUACAUCACAUUACCGGAGGAAAUCAAGACGAAGAAGGCUGUGGUCAACGUGCAAUCGAUGGACAAUGCAUGUUUUGCGUGGUCGGUGGUCGCCGCUCUGUAUCCGGCGGAAAGACACACGGAACGCGAAUCUUCAUACCCGCACUACACGACGGUGCUGAAUCUCCAGGGCAUAGAGUUUCCAAUGUCAAUGAAAAACAUUGCGAAGUUUGAACGUCUGAACGAUAUUUCCAUAAACGUGUUCGGUACCGAAGAACAGAAUAAGAAGAUAAAUGUGUUGCCGCUACGACUCACCGAUGAGAAGAAGGCUAAGCACGCGAAUCUGCUGUACGUGCAAGAUGCGCAGAACAACAACGUGGGACAUUUCACAUGGAUCAAGAAUCUAUCCCGCUUGGUGAGCUCCCAGAUAAAUAAGCAGAACGGGCAAAAAUACAUUUGUGAUCGAUGCCUGCACUACUUCUACACUAAGGAGAAGUUAGAGGCCCACACCGUGGAUUGCCAACAGCUGAACGACUGCGCAAUCGUUCUACCAAACGAAGAGGACAAGUGGUUAAGUUUCAGCAAUUACAACAGAAAGGAGCGGAUGCCGUUUGUAGUAUAUGCAGACCUUGAAUGUGUAUUGCAGAAGACGGAGGAGGACGACCCGAAACUGUACCAGCGUCAUCAGGUAUCCAGUAUAGCGUAUUACGUGCGAUGCUUCUACGACAAAGCGUUAUUCGGGUACCGAUCCCGUCGCGAUAAGGAGUGCGUGUCAUGGUUCGUUGAACAACUAAAAGAGUUAGCGUAUCGCGUGAAAGCGAUUUUGUCGAGAAAUGUCCCCAUGAUAGAAUUAACGCGAGAUGAGCGCGAAAAAUUUAACAACGCAACGCAGUGUCAUAUCUGCGAGAAACCGUUCACGUCAGAUGACACGCGGGUUCGCGAUCAUUGCCAUCUCACCGGUCAGGACAGAGGUCCCGCGCAUUCUAAUUGUAACUUAAAUUACAAAGAUUCGCAUGCCAUUCCAAUAGUGUUCCAUAAUUUAUCCGGCUACGACGCGCAUUUUAUCAUUACGGAAAUAGCCACCGCGUUCGCGGGCAAUGUCGAUGUAUUGCCCAUACCUAAAGAAAAAUAUAUUUCCUUUACAAAAAAUGUUGGGGAAAUAGGUGAAAAAAUAGCAAACUGGAAAGAUAGAAAUAUAAAAUUACGAUUUAUUGAUUCCUUUAAAUUCUUGAGCAGUAGCCUGGAUAAAUUGUCAUCAUUUCUCAGUAAAGAUAAACUUAAAACAUUACGAUCCGAAUUUGCGCACCUCUCUACCGACGACUUUGAUUUAUUAACGCGAAAGGGUGUUUUCCCUUACGAGUACGUGGACUGCGCCGAAAAAUUGGAGGAUACUCGCCUACCGUCGCGCGAAUCAUUUUAUAGUUCCUUAACGGGUGUCAUGGUAUCCGAGAGCGAUUACGCGCACGCUGUCAACGUGUGGCAACGGUUCGCCAUUCGAACGUUAGGCGAGUACAGCGACCUAUAUCUAAAAACAGAUGUCAUGUUGUUGGCCGACGUAUUUGAAAAUUUCCGCGAUAGCUGCAUAAAGAGUUAUGGUCUUGAUCCCGCAUACUAUUACACUUUGCCCGGUUUUACGUGGGACGCGAUGCUCAAGCAUACGCGUAUAAAUUUUGAAUUGUUAACUGAUAUCGACAUGGUCAUGUUCAUAGAACGCGGUAUACGCGGCGGCCUAAGUCAGUAUUCGCACAGGUACGCGCAAACCAACAAUAAGUACAUGCAGUCGUAUGAUCCAUCGAAACCUUCAUCUUACCUAAUGUACUUUGAUGUUAAUAACUUGUACGGCUGGGCAAUGUGUCAACCACUGCCCUAUGCCGAUUUUCGAUGGGUCAACGACAUUUCCAAUUUCAACGUAAACGUGAUCGCUCCGGAUUCGCCAAAAGGGUACGUACUCGAAGUUGAUCUCGAGUAUCCGUGGCAUCUCCAUGACGCGCACGCUGACCUGCCGUUCUGUCCGACGCGCGAUAAGCCGCCAGGCAAACGGCAGGAUAAGUUGCUCGCAACUUUAUACGACAAGAAGCGGUACGUCAUCCAUUACCGCAACUUGCAACAGUGUACGCAUCACGGUCUUCGCGUCACAAAAAUCCAUCGCGUAUUAGAAUUCGCGCAAUCUCCAUGGCUCCGCGAUUAUAUUGAACUAAAUACACGAUUUAGAACGGCCGCUACCAAUGAUUUCGAGAAAAAUUUAUACAAAUUAAUGAACAACGCGGUAUUUGGAAAAACCAUGGAGAACGUGCGCAAUCACGUAGAUGUUAAACUUGUAACGAAAUGGAACGGACGAUACGGCACAGAGGCAAUGAUCGCGAAACCCAAUUUUCAUAGUCGCAGCAUCUUUUCAUCAAACCUGGUCGCGAUCGAGAUGCGUAAGCUCGAGGUGAAAUUCAACAAACCGAUCUACGUAGGUAUGUGCAUCCUCGACAUAUCCAAGGUCUGUUUGUACGAGUUUCACCACGAGUACAUGUUACCGUUAUAUCACGACAAAUGCAAGAUCAUGUACACGGAUACCGAUAGUUUAAUUUAUCAUAUUGAGUGCGAGAACGUGUACGAACAAAUGAAACGCGACAUUGCGAGAUUCGAUACAAGUGAUUACGCGUCCGACAACAUUUAUGGAAUACCGCUCAUGAAUAAAAAGAUACCAGGUCUUAUGAAAGAUGAGAACAACGGCGCGAUAAUGACGGAAUUCGUGGGGCUCAGAGCGAAAAUGUACGCUUUGAAAGUAGACAGUAAAAAGGAUACCAAAAAGGCGAAAGGUGUUAAGAGUAACGUAGUUGUACGAAAAAUAACUUUUGAUGAUUACGUGCAGUGUUUGAGGGAAAAGAUUGAAAUGAGUCGAGAUCAGUCUCGUAUAACAUCGCAGCUGCACAAAGUGUACACCGUUCGCGAGACGAAAAUCGCUCUGAGUCCGUACGACGAUAAGCGUUACAUCGUACCCGAUUCCACGAACACGCUACCGUGGGGGCAUUUGCGAAUACCAUUGUAAAAUAUUUAGGA
Ooceraea biroi (clonal raider ant) is the source of this 4129-nucleotide messenger RNA. RefSeq lists its product as uncharacterized. The record is from RefSeq and is a predicted model, not a curated record. Lineage: Eukaryota; Metazoa; Arthropoda; Insecta; Hymenoptera; Formicidae. Gene Ontology annotation, molecular function: nucleic acid binding.